Molecule: messenger RNA, 12704 nt
Organism: Bombina bombina (fire-bellied toad)
Lineage: Eukaryota; Metazoa; Chordata; Amphibia; Anura; Bombinatoridae
Gene: UNC80
Product: unc-80 homolog, NALCN channel complex subunit
Exons: 70
Coding region: 1-12459 (4152 amino acids)
Biological process (GO): monoatomic cation homeostasis
Cellular component (GO): cation channel complex; axon
Molecular function (GO): monoatomic cation channel activity
Source: RefSeq, a predicted model, not a curated record
AUGGUGAAACGUAAGAGCUCGGAGGGCCCAGAGCAGGAGAGGCACCGGGGGGUUCCGCUACCCAUCCAGAUUUUCCUCUGGAGACAAACCAGUGCAUUUUUGAGACCUAAACUGGGCAAGCAAUAUGAAGCCUCUUGUGUGUCUUUUGAAAGAGUAUUGGUUGAGAAUAAAUUACAUGGCCUCUCUCCUGCCCUUUCUGAAGCCAUCCAAAGCAUAUCCCGCUGGGAGCUGGUGCAGGCUGCACUACCGCAUGUUUUGCACUGCACAGCAACUCUUCUUUCCAACAGGAACAAGCUAGGGCACCAGGAUAAACUCGGAGUUGCAGAAACCAAAUUGCUUCAUACUCUUCACUGGAUGCUACUUGAAGCACCACAAGACUGCUCUAAUGAUAGGUUUUGUGGAGACAGAAGCUCUGGCUGGGGAGGAGGAAGUGAUGCUUUUAUUAAUCAAGACAACCAAGGAUCCCCAGCACACUCUAGGCAAAGCAACGCUAAUGAGGAGGAUGAGAAAAUUCGAAAUAAGUUCCUGCAGAAUUCCAUGGCAACAGUGGAACUUUUUGUUUUUCUAUUUGCUCCUCUGGUCCAUAGAAUUAAGGAAUCGGACCUGACCUUCCGUUUGGCCAGUGGCCUUGUCAUCUGGCAGUCAAUGUGGGAACAUAGACAUCCUGAAGUCCCCGCCUUUACAGCCCUGGUGAAACCCAUUCGAAAUAUCAUCACAGCAAAAAGAAGUUCUCCAUGCAACACUCAAAAUCAAACAGUGGGCUCUCCCAAACCAGACACCCAGAAUUUGACAGGUUAUGACGUUGUGUCUGAACUGGAUCAGCUAGAUUCUAUCUCUCCUCGCGCCACAGGAUCAAGUUGCCACAGAGCCAAUUCUUUUGAUGGAUGCACCUCAUCCCAAACACAGCAAGAUAAAGGGCAUCCUCCCCUUACAAGGGCAUCAAUGGUGAUCCCUCCUUGUCAGAAAUCUCGUUAUGCCACUUAUUUUGAUGUGGCAGUACUGCGAUGCCUGUUGCAACCUCACUGGGCUGAAGAGGGCACUCAGUGGUCCCUCAUGUAUUACUUGAACCGACUUAGGCACAUGCUAGAGGAGAAGCCAGAGAAAUCCUCUGAGCCAGAAGAGCCCCCUCUGCCCCGGCCUCGCAGUAGCUCCAUGGUGGCUGCAGCACCCUCCCUGGUGAACACACACAAAACCCAGGAUCUUACAACAAAGUGUAAUGAAGAGGAUAGGUCUGAGCCCUAUGCCAAGAUCUCCUUGACCAACCUUAGAAGACCUGCGAUUCCAGACCUGUCUUCCGAUCUUGGGAUCAACAUCUUCAAGAAGUUUAAGAGUCGUAAAGAAGACAGGGAGCGUAAGGGAUCCAUUCCAUAUCACCACCAAGGCAAGAAGCGUCAGAGGAGGAUGGGGGUCCCGUUCCUGCUGCAUGAGGACCACUUGGAUGUCUCGCCAACACGUAGCACAUUUUCAUUCGGGAGUUUUUCUGGGAUUGGAGAGGACAGACGCACAAUAGAAAAAACAGGGUGGCAGACAACAAUACUUGGCAAAUUCACCAGGCGCGGAAGCUCUGACACAGCUACAGAGAUGGAUAGCUUGAGUGCACGACAUUCACACUCACAUCAUACCCUCCUGAGUGAACUUCCAGACCAUCCAAACAGCCAUGGCGAUAAUACAGUUAAGGAAGUGAGAUCCCAAAUAUCCACCAUAACAGUAGCCACUUUCAACACCACAUUGGCCUCUUUCAAUGUAGGCUAUGCUGAUUUUUUCACUGAGCACAUGAGAAAGCUCUGCAACCAAGUGCCCAUCCCUGAAAUGCCGCAUGAACCUCUGGCUUGUGCUAAUCUUCCUCGUAGCCUAACAGAUUCCUGUAUUAACUACAGCAGCCUGGAGGACACAGACCAUAUUGAUGGGACCAACAACUUUGUGCACAAGAAUGGUAUGCUGGAUCUCUCGGUCGUCCUAAAGGCCGUGUACCUAGUUGUGAACCAUGACAUCAGCUCUCGUAUAUGUGAUGUGGCCAUAAAUAUUGUGGACUGUCUCCUGCAGCUGGGGGUGGUCCCAUGUGUGGAGAAAAAGACAAAAAAGAGCGAGAACAAAGAGAAUGGAUCUGUCUCUAUUUCAGGAUCAGCUUCAGGCUCUGGGGAAAAAAGACCAAGUGAUGGGAACUUCCAGAUGAAAGGGUCAGCCAGGGGAUCGGCCUGUGGAUUUGGUACGGCCUCCAGUGGCGGAGCCUGUGGUGGUAGUGGAGGAGGAGGGGAUGGAGGAAGUGAUGGUGGAUAUUUUGACAAGAAUGAUAAAAAAACGGAAAAGGAUGAGAACACCCCAGUGACCACACAUAAGCUGGCACUUACCAUGCUCAUUAAACUGGUGAAAUCUCUUGGCUGUGCAUAUGGAUGCGGUGAAGGGCAUCGAGGCCUGUCUGGAGAUCGCUUAAGAAAUCAGGUAUAUUGCCAAAAUGCUCAAAACUGCCUAACUAAACUUUAUAAAUUGGACAAAGUACAAUUCCGACAAACCAUGAGAGAUUAUGUUAAUAAGGAUUCCCUCAACAAUGUUGUGGACUUUCUGCAUGCCCUCUUAGGGUUCUGCAUGGAGCCAGUUACUGACAACAGGGCUGGAUUUGGUAACAACUUUACCACCAUGGACAACAAGUCUACGGCGCAGAGUGUGGAGGGCAUCAUUGUUAGUUCCAUGUUUAAAUCCCUGAUCACUCGCUGUGCAUCAACAACCCAUGAACUUCACAGUGCAGAGAACCUGGGUCUCUACUGUGACAUUCGCCAGCUUGUACAGUUUAUUAAAGAGGCCCACGGGAAUGUGUUUCGCAGGGUAGCACUCAGUGCACUAUUGGACAGUGCAGAAAAGUUAUCGCCAGGCAAAAAAUCAGAUGAUGCAGAACAUGAGCCAAGACCUUCAGCAAGCAAAAGACGCGAAGAGGGGAGCGCUCCUGAAAAGGGCCGUGUGUCCUAUGCGCCCGAGGAGUGCCGGAGUUACAUCUCUAGCCAUCCCCCGCAGUCGCCAGAGCAUGAUGAGCAAAUUCAAGGUGCAGGACGCAAGGACUUCUGGCGCAAAAUGUUCAAAUCUCAGAGUGCAGCCAGUGACACGAGCAGCCAAUCAGAUCCAGAUACCUCAGAAUGUACAACAGCGCACUCCCACACCACUAAUGAGAGAAGAUCACGGUCCAGAUCUCGUAGGAUUUCAUUGCGCAAAAAACUCAAACUACCUUUAGGUAAUUGGUUAAAACGUUCUUCCCUCUCUGGACUGACUGAUGGAGUUGAAGAUCUUCUUGACAUAAGCUCAGUUGACCGUCUUUCAUUCAUCCGACAGAGCUCCAAGGUGAAGUUUACAAGUGCUGUAAAAUUGUCAGAAGCAGGACCAGGAACAGGACUUGACACUGGCAGAGAGGAAGAAGAAAAUUUUUUCAAGCGUCUUGGGUGUCACAGCUUUGACGACCACUUGACAUCCAACCAGGAGGCUGGGAAAAGUAAAAAUGUAGUGAAUCUUGGUGCCAUAAGACAAGGCAUGAAACGCUUCCAGUUUCUCCUAAACUGUUGUGAGCCAGGAACCAUACCUGAUGCUUCCAUUCUCGCCGCAGCCUUAGAUUUGGAAGCUCCUGUCGUGGCUAGAGCUGCUCUCUUUUUGGAGUGUGCUCGUUUUGUGCAUCGCUGUAACCGUGGCAACUGGCCAGAGUGGAUGAAAGGUCAUCAUGUGAACAUUGCAAAAAAGGGCCUAUCCCGUGGUCGCUCACCCAUUGUGGGCAACAAACGUAACCAGAAGUUGCAGUGGAAUGCAGCUAAGCUCUUUUACCAGUGGGGAGAUGUAAUAGGAGCUCGCCUUAAUGAAAUCUGUCACAGUGAGAGUGAAAGUCCAGCGAACCUGCUGGGCCUUAUCUAUGAUGAAGAAACCAAGAGAAGACUGAGAAAAGAGGAUGAGGAAGAAGACUUUUUAGAUGACAGUUCGGUAAACCCAACAAAAUGUGGCUGUCCCUUUGCACUGAAGAUGUCUGCGUGUCAGCUCCUCCUAGAGAUCACUACUUUCUUACGGGAAACGUUCCCCUGCCUACCAAGACCCCGGGCUGAGCCUCUUACGGACCUUGACACUUGCCGCUUGCGAUUGGACCCAGAAAUGGACCGUCAUAGAUAUGAAAGGAAAAUAAGUUUUGCUGGAAUCCUGGAUGAGAAUGAAGAUGCUAAGGACUCUCUACAUAGCAGCAGCCAUACUCUGAAAUCAGACACUGGAUGUGAGGAGAAGAAAGUUCCCAGCAGGAAGAUAAGAAUAGGAGGUUCUCGUCUGCUCCAGAUUAAAGGAACCCGCAGUUUCCGGGUGAAGAAAGGGGGCUCUUUGUCCAGCAUUCGCCGGGCCGGCAGCUUAAAGAGCACCAAGCUUACACGUCAGGACUCAGGGUCCGAGAAUGAGGAUAUCCAGCUGUCACAGAGCAGGGACACUGUAACUGACAUAGAAGGGAGUCCAUGGAGCACUAGUGAGCCCAGUAUUGAGCCAGAAGGAGGCAAUAUUGGCACAGAGGAGAGCUACCACCGAAACAUGUCCUGGCUACAUGUAAUGAUCUUAUUAUGCAACCAGCAAAGCUUCAUCUGCACCCAUGUAGACUACUGUCACCCUCACUGCUAUCUGCACCACAGCCGCUCUUGUGCCAGACUUGUAAGAGCCAUCAAACUUCUCUAUGGAGACACUGUGGACUCACUUAAAGAUGACCUGGGUUGUAGCUCAGGUCUUAGAGGGAAGAAAGUGAAAGAGUGCUCUGACAAAUCUUGCUUACGAACUCCAUCUCUGAAGAAGAGAGUUACAGAAGCUAAUUUAGAGGGAAAGAAGGACAGUAGUAUGCUGAAGUACAUCAGGCACCAGGUUAUGACCCUUUCCCCUGCUCCACUAUCUUUGCUUAUCAAAGCAGCCCCGAUAUUAACAGAAGACAUGUAUGGGGAUAUCCAACCAGCUGCGUGGGAAUUGCUGCUUAGUGUGGACGAGCACAUGGCAGGAGCUGCUGCCGCCAUGUUCCUGCUGUGUGCAGUGAAGGUGCCAGAUGCUGUUUCUGACAUGUUAACCUCUGAGUUCCAACAUCCAGAGGCAGGACAGAGGUUAAACGCCAUCCUCAAGUUCCACACACUCUGGAGGUUCAGAUACCAGGUUUGGCCCAGGAUGGAGGAAGGAGCCCAACAAAUCUACAAGAUCCCUCCACCAAGUAUUAAUUUCACCCUGCCUUCUCCAAUUCUGGGUAUGCCUUCUGUUCCAAUGUUUGACCCUCCCUGGGUUCCACAGAGCAGUGGAAGUGUCCAGGAUCCAAUCAAUGAGGACCAGUCUAAAUCGUUCUCUGCUCGGGCUGUGUCUCGUUCCCACCAGCGUGCUGAACACAUUCUCAAAAACCUUCAACAGGACGAGGAAAAGAAGCGUUUGGGCAGAGAGGCCAGUUUGAUCACCGCUAUCCCCGUCACUCAGGAGGCCUGCUAUGAGCCUACUUGUUCCCCUAACUCUGAGCAGGAGGAGGAAGUAGAAGAAGCCUCCAAUCUGAACUCCCGCCGCCUGUCAGUGAGCCCUUCUUGCACCUCCAGCACUUCACAUAGGAACUAUUCUUUCCGUCGUGGCUCUGUGUGGUCUAUACGAUCAGCUGUGAGUGCAGAAGACGAGGAGCAUGCCACAGAACACACAGCAAAUCAUCAUGUUUAUCAGCCACCUCAGCCAGUGUUCCCAGCAUGUAUAUGUGCUGCAGUGCUGCCCAUUGUACACCUAAUGGAGGAUGGAGAUGUUCGUGAAGAUGGUGUGGCAGUCAGUGCAGUGGCACAGCAGGUCCUCUGGAACUGCCUGAUUGAGGAUCCUUCCACUGUUCUCCGACACUUCCUAGAGAAACUCACCAUCAGCAAUCGUCAGGAUGAGUUAAUUUACAUGUUGCGAAAGCUCCUUCUGAACAUCGGAGAUUUCCCUGCUCAAACCUCACACAUUCUAUUCAACUACUUGGUUGGGUUAAUCAUGUACUUUGUUCGCACCCCUUGUGAAUGGGGUAUGGAUGCUAUUUCAGCCACAUUGACUUUUCUUUGGGAAGUUGUUGGAUAUGUUGAAGGCCUGUUCUUCAAAGAUCUGAAACAAACCAUGAAAAAAGAGCAGUGUGAGGUUAAGCUUUUGGUCACAGCAUCCAUGCCAGGCACCAAGACUCUAGUGGUGCAUGGACAAAACGAGUGUGAUAUCCCAACCCAGCUACCCGUACAUGAAGACACGCAGUUUGAGGCUUUAUUGAAGGAAUGCCUGGAAUUUUUUAAUAUAGCUGAUUCCCAGUCUGCAAAUUACUUUUUGAUGGAUAAACGCUGGAACCUAAUUCAUUAUAACAAGACCUAUGUUCGUGACAUUUAUCCUUUUCGGAGGUCGGUGUCACCUCAGCUGAACUUGGUCCACAUGCCCCCUGAAAAAGGGCAGGAGCUAAUUCAAAAACAGGUAUUUACACGGAAGCUGGAAGAAGUUGGACGAGUUCUAUUCCUAAUAUCCUUGACUCAGAAGAUCCCCACUGCCCAUAAGCAGUCUCAUGUUUCCAUGUUACAAGAAGACCUCUUGCGCCUUCCAUCAUUUCCCCGAAGUGCCAUUGAUGCAGAGUUCUCACUCUUUAAUGAUCCCCAAGCUGGAAAAGAGCUGUUUGGUCUGGAUACGCUGCAGAAGAGUCUUUGGAUUAAGCUGCUGGAGGAAAUGUUUUUGGGGAUGCCCAGUGAAUACCCCUGGGGUGAUGAGAUCAUGCUUUUCCUCAAUGUUUUUAAUGGGGCUCUGAUCCUCCAUCCUGAGGACAGUGCCCUUCUCAGGCAAUAUGCAGCUACUGUCAUUAAUACUGCUGUACACUUCAACCAUCUCUUCUCUCUCAGUGGUUACCAGUGGAUACUACCAUCCAUGCUGCAGGUCUAUGCUGACUAUGAAAGUAACCCACAACUUCGCCAAGCCAUUGAAUUUGCCUGCCGACAAUUUUAUAUACUGCACCGCAAACCUUUUGUUCUACAGCUGUUUGCCAGCGUCGCUCCUCUUCUAGACCUUCCUGAUGGUGUGAGCAGCAGCUCUUCCAGUAAGGGGGUGUCUGCCCAAUGCCUUUUUGACCUUUUGCAAUCCUUAGAAGGAGACACACCUGAUAUUUUGGAUAUUUUGGAGCUGGUAAAAGCUGAACGGCCUUUAAAAUCUUUAGAUUUCUGCUAUGGAAAUGAAGAUAUGGCCUUUUCUAUCAGUGAGUGCAUCAAGCUUUGUGUGACAGUGGUCGCAUAUGCCCCAGAGUCCUUCAGAAGUCUCCAGAUGCUGAUGGUCCUGGAAGCGCUUGUUCCUUGCUACCUUCAGAAACUGAAACGCCAAACAUCCCAACUGGAAACUGUGUCUGCUGCACGUGAGGAGAUUGCUGCCACAGCUGCCCUGGCCACCUCUUUACAGGCUCUCCUAUAUAGUGUAGAGGCUUUGACCAGGCCUAUGACUGCUCCACAGAUGAGUAGGGGGGAUCAAGGACACAAAGGAGCCACAACAGCCAAUCAUACUAUGUCUGCUGGUGUUAACCUCAGGUAUAUAGCAAAGACAUUAUUUUAUUUUUGCUUCAGGGAUAACCUUCAUCUUCUGGAAGAAGGUCAAGGACUUCAGAGGGAAGAACUGGAUGAAAGGAUUGCACGGGAAGAAUUCCGGAGGCCACGGGAGUCCCUGCUCAACAUCUGCACAGAGUUUUACAAGCACUGUGGACCUAGGUUGAAGAUCUUGCAGAACCUCGCAGGAGAGCCUAGAGUUACCUCCCUAGAGCUUCUUGAUGUCAAAUCACAUAUGAGGCUAGCAGAAAUCGCCCACUCCCUCCUUAAGCUGGCACCGUAUGACACCCAGACCAUGGAGAGCAAGGGGUUGAAGCGUUACAUCAUGGAAAUGCUGCCUAUCACUGACUGGACAGCGGAGGCAGUGCGGCCAGCACUUAUCCUUAUACUAAAGCGACUGGAUCGUAUGUUCAAUAAAAUUCACAAAAUGCCAACUUUAAGGAGACAGGUUGAGUGGGAACCUGCCAGCAAUUUGAUAGAAGGGGUUUGUUUGACACUUCAGAGGCAGCCAAUCAUAUCCUUCCUGCCUCAUCUUAGGUCAUUGAUCAAUGUGUGUGUCAACCUGGUUAUGGGUGUGGUUGGUCCUUCCAGUGUUGCUGACGGGUUACCCCUCCUCCACCUUAGCCCAUAUCUAUCCCCACCCCUGCCCUUCAGUACAGCUGUGGUGAGACUAGUGGCAUUACAGAUACAGGCUUUAAAAGAGGAUUUCCCUCUAAGUCAUGUGAUCUCCCCAUUCACCAAUCAGGAACGGAGAGAAGGAAUGCUUCUGAAUCUGCUGAUUCCUUUUGUGUUGACAGUGGGAUCAGGAAGCAAAGAUAGUCCUUGGCUGGAGCUACCUGAGGUAUUCCUGCUGCUGCAGACUGUUAUUAACAUCCUGCUGCCCCCUCGCAUUAUCAGCACUUCCCGCAGCAAGAACUUCAUGCUGGAGAGCUCACCAGCACACUGCUCCACCCCAGGUGAUGCUGGAAAAGAUUUGCGUCGAGAGGGGCUUGCUGAGUCCACCAGCCAGGCUGCUUACUUAGCCUUGAAAGUGAUCCUGGUUUGCUUUGAGAGGCAGCUAGGAAGCCAGUGGUAUCGACUGAGCCUGCAGGUUAAGGAGAUGGCUUUGCGGAAAGUGGGUGGAUUGGCCCUGUGGGACUUCUUGGACUUCAUUGUCAGGACCCGAAUCCCCAUAUUUAUUCUCUUGAGACCUUUCAUCCAAUGCAAACUGUUGGCACAGCCUGCAGAGACUCAAGAUGAACUGAGUGCUCGACAACACAUCGCAGAUCAGCUGGAGCGACGCUUUAUUCCACGUCCUCUGUGUAAAAGUUCACUUAUCAAUGAGUUUAAUAGUGAGCUGAAGAUAUUAAAGGAGGCUGUGCACAGUGGGUCAGCAUACCAAGGGAAGACCUCCAUCAGCACUGUGGGAACAUCCACAUCUGCCUACCGCUUGAGUUUGGCUACAAUGUCCCGCUCUAAUACAGGCACAGGCACAGUGUGGGAGCAGGACAGUGAACACUCCCAGCCAGCCUCACAGGACACCCUUAGUCGCACUGAUGAGGAAGAAGAAGAAAAUGACUCAGUGAGCAUGCCGAGUGUGGUAAGUGAACAGGACGCAUACCUCUUGAGUGGCAUUGGGAGAAGACGUUUCUCCAGUCAUGCUUCCAGCUUAUCCGUCCCUCAGGCUGAGGGGGGUUUGCUUCCAAGCCAAAGCGAACCUAAUGUUCUUGACGACUCCCUUGGGCGUGACGGCGAGAUCAGCCUGUCUAGGGUAGCGAGUGUGCAAAGUGAACCAGGCCAUCAGAACCUUCUGAUUCAGCAGCCCCUCGGGAGAAAAAGAGGCUUGAGGCAGCUCCGAAGACCUCUGCUGUCACGUCAGAAAACUCAAACUGAACCAAGAAGUCGACAUGGGGCAAGACUUUCAACCACUCGCAGGAGUAUACAGCCCAAGAACAAGCAGAUUGUUGAUCAGAAGCGAUCUGUAACUUUUACUGAAACUCAGCCACAACCAUCCACAUCCCACACAGAUGCUCUCCCCGUGGCUCAUCGCUCUGGCUGUAGCCCGGCACCCUCCAUCAAACAGGUUUCAUCAGAAAGUCCUGUAUUGACGUCCUCUCCGUCCAUCACUGUGGCUGACCUUCACAGUCAGAAUGAGAGCCAGGUAACACCACAUACAGAUCCGGUCAUCUCCGAUACUAUGCUGACCCACGACACACCGCCCAUUACACCUAGCCCCUCUGACCUCCAAAACCCACUUCAAUCAUUACAGUCUCAAAUCGCAAGUCUCCCCUCUAAAUCGGAUAUUGAGUCUUUAAAGAAACUUAUCAAAGACGAAAUCAAAGACCUCAAAAAAGACCUAAAUGAUAUGGGGGCUAGGAUGGAAUUUAUUGAAGAAGGCCAGGACCACCUUAACAAUUUGGUCAGCUCCAACUCACAGCAAUUAAACAUCCAUGACUCCAUGAUCCAAACCCUUAAUGAUAAGAUUAAAGACCUCGAUAAUCGAGGCAGAAGAAAUAAUCUUCGCCUCAGGGGCAUCCCUGAGGAGAUUUCACAAGACCAACUCAGAGCCUAUGUCACAGAAUUUUUCCACUCUCUUCUCCCUCAAGCUCCGGCCCUUUCACAUGACGACAUUGAGAGAGUACAUAGGGCGUUGAGGCCCCCAGCCAGACCCCCCGCUCCACCUAGGGAUGUCAUUCUCAGGUUUCUAAAAUUCACCAUUAAAGAAGAAAUCUGGCAGGCAGCAAGAACCAGGCGGUCGAUACAAUUCCGCUCCCACUCUCUACAAGUCUUUCAAGACCUAUGCCCCCAGACCAUUCAACGGAGAAGAGAGGUCCGUUACAUCACCAAAAUUCUUCAAGAAAACAAUAUCAGGUACCGUUGGGGUUUUCCAUUUAGCCUAAAUAUCUCUCACAACGGCUCCCAACUGAUCUACAAAAAUUUCAAUGAUCUGGACUAUAUAUCUAAUAAGCUGAACCUCACUUUCGAACCCCCACCAGAAAAAAUUCUGACAGUCCCAGCCGGCAACUCUCGACAAGAAGACGAAACACCCAGAGAUCAGAGAACAACUUGGUCAAUAGCUGCCUCUAAGAGACUUCAAGAUGCUCCAGUUAUGCUGCUUCGUGCGGUGUCUCCUUGCCGGGAGUCUUUCAGAGUCUUCUUACCAGUUCACUCGCCUAUUGUCUCCUCCUCUAUACUGGGUUUCUGUGGGUUUCAGGGUGAAAGAAUGGCUCUUAAAAAUCUAAAGGAUGAUCAUACAAUCAUCAUAAAUGCAGCGGACAAAGGGCGAUCAAUUGUUGUACAAAACUACUCUGAUUACAGAGAGGAGGCGUAUAGACAAUUGACUGACAGUAGGGUAUAUUGUAAACUAAGGGGAAAUCCGAUAAAUGGUUUUAAGAAGGAAUUGGAUCAUAUACUGAAAUGUGGGUUUGAGUCAGGCAUGAUCAAUGAGAAUGAGCUUGAGUUUAUGACUACACCAUUUCCAGUAACUCCGGUGUUAUACUUGUUGCCUAAAGUGCACAAGGCACUGACAAAGCCCCCUGGCAGACCAAUUGUGUCUGCCCGGGAUUCUUUGUGCUCUAAUGUGGCUAUCUUCAUAGACCAUCACCUGCAACCAGUUGUUAAGGAAUCAUACUCCUUCAUAUUAGACUCUCCAUCUCUUAUCAGGAAGUUACUUAGUUGGGAAACCUUAAAUCCAGGUGACCUACUAGUUACUAUGGAUGUUGACAGCCUGUACACCGCCAUCCCACAUGGUGGGGGGAUACAGGCUUACUCCUGUGAUAGUAGAAGUAUACCGUUUUUGGACUUAAAUAUCACAAUUUACACUGAUGAUGAGGGUUGUAAAUUUUCCACCUCAUUAUACUCAAAGCCUACUGAUAAAAAUUCCUUACUGCUGUCCACAAGCUACCAUCCGGGACAUCAAAAAAGAGGGGUUGUCUCCUCUCAGCUCACGCGAGUGGUUCGCAAUAAUACACUGCCGGAGACAAGAAGGAUUCAAGAGGAAGAAAUGGUCAAUAAACUGGAACAGCGAGGUUAUGGACGAAAAUUGAUUAAAAAGGUACAUACCGAACUGGCGCAACAAGAUCAAAAAUCACUGCUCCUGCCUCAGGGUGUGAAGAAAAAUGUGGAGGAUGUAAGUGAUAACAUCAACUUUGUAAGUACGUUCAACCCCAUAUCUAAGAUUCUGGCAGAGUUGGUAAAAAAGAACUGGGAAAUUGUGAGCUCAGACAAGACUUUACCCUUUACACGUAUGAAACCACGUAUGGUAUACAAAAGAGCACCCAAUCUAAAGGAUAUUUUGGUCCACAAUGACCCAACAAAGUGUUACGAGAAGGGGACAUGGUUGGAUGCAAAAAGGAAACUGGGAUGCUACAGGUGUGGGGACGGCGCUACGUGUAAUAGUAUGUUGACUGGGAUGUACUUCCAUCACCCACACACUGGGAGGAAGUAUAAGAUUCUACAUAGGCUGUCAUGCCUUAGUACUUACGUGAUCUAUGUAUUGAUGGGUCCGUGUUCCCUGAUGUAUGUGGGGAAAACAUCUACCACCUGUCGUGAGAGGAGGGCCAAUCAUCGCCAUGCGAUUAGGCUAGCGAUUGAGAAACAAGAGUCGGAUCAACCAGUGGCUCGACAUUUUCUCCAGGCAGGACACACAGCUGCAAGUCUAAGGACAAUACUCAUAGAUCAUAAAGGGGUCCACUUCCGGGAGAGGGAGGACUCAGUGUCGAGCAGGGCAGCAGCAGUCCCUCUUCUGCAUAGCUCCCCAUCAUCUCGGCUUUCAGAUGCUGAAGACUUUGUUGGAUUGGAAACCAGCAGUUUGCUUCAGUAUGUAGAUACUGUUCUUCACAUCACAGAGGACACUGGCACCGAAAAUCCUCUGGUCUCAGCGCACUUUGACUUUUCUCACAUUGAGUUGGGGGAGACUGAUGUUGACCUGGAUGAGUCUCAUGUGUAGCCAUGAGAUCCUUUAACUUAUAUAAUCUCUGUAACCUUACAAGGUUAUUUUAGUGUGGGAUUUAUAUGUAACUGAAAGGUUUAUCCUACUGAGAUCUAGUAUGGAUUGUACAAAAACCUAUCAUUCAAUUGCAAUUUGUAGUUUGCUUUGGAAGAUAUGUGGAUAUGCUGCUCAGUCCAAUACUUAUUGUAUCACUGGAAAUUAACUGUUUUAUUAAAGGUUAGACUCAUAUAUGAUUCAAAAAA